GUACAUAAUAAUUUGACUGGAUGGCUCAGGUCAGAGCUGUUAGAGGUCUGAUCAUGUGGUGAAGCCCAGUUCCCCAUGCUUGUCUCCACCCCCAGGGCAACAAUUCUAAGCCCACCCCAGUGUUGUGGGUGAAACUCCAACAACCGGAAGGUGGGAUGCUUGGGGAUGGCAAUAAGUCACAAGGCUGCUCAGCUCCCAGGGCCCUGGUCUCCCCAACCUUGGCUAUACAAGGCCUAGAACGGGAAACAGAGAGAAGACAGGUGGUGGCUCACCUGACCCCUGGGCAGAGGGACACUACCCCCGGCUCACAUUAAAGCAGAAAACCUACCUGAUUCCUAACUUCUGAACAAAAUGUCUGCUAUUUGUGGACUGUAUUUCCCGCUACAAGCAUCCCUCGGAAAACUGUAGCUUACAUUCGCUGUGUGACUGCUGCCCUACUAUGCUGGUGGAGGAAACUCAGUGUUCAGUUUUAAAGCCAGCACCAGCUGAAAUAACCAAGGGUAUCAUUGCGUCCACAAAUGAGGAAGGAUUCUUACCUAAAAGGUAAACAAUAUUACAAUCCUUUCACACUUCAAGAUAAUUAUGUCAGUGGGUGAAAAACAGCAGUCACCCUGGAAAUGUCCAUACAAUACAUGCCUAACAGGACCGUUUUCACUGUUUACAUGUGGGAGGAAAAAACUGCCAGCAAAAAAAUGGUUAAUGCUGGCCUUAAAAGGAGGCUGGCCAGAGCCCAGUGAGUAGGCUUGGGAAGUCUAUAAAGGAGGCGCUGUGCCAAGGGGGCCAGACACUGCGGGACAGCCACAGGCAUCCACAGGCAUGGUGAGCCUGCUCCCUUCCAGACCUGACACUCUUCUUUUCCUCUCCUGCUGUAUCCCUGCUGGGCACCAUCCCCAAGGUGCUACGAGUCCAGGGACAAUCCCUGUGAGCAACCUCCAGAAGCACCUCCAGCAGAUGGUUCAGUGACUCCAUGGCCCAGGUCCUCAGAAGGUAAGCAGGCAGCAGGCGUUCCUGCCCGGCACCAGCCCAGACGCCCUGUCUGCCCUUCUGGUUUUCUGAGACAAACAGGCUCCCAGGACGAUUCUUCCUGCCUCACGCAUGCCUGGCUCACUUCCCAGGGAAUCACCUUUGUGAAGAUGGAGCUGUCACGUAAAACAGACUUCUGUGACCCUUUCAGCAAGUCCUGAAAGCUUCUACGGGAAGCCAUGGCUGCAACUACUCCAGCACAAGAUGUUGGCGUAGAGAUCUACCUAGGUCCCGUGUGGCCAGCCCCUUCCAACAGCACCCCUCUGGCCCUCAACCUGUCCCUGGCGCUGCGGGAAGAUGCCCCGGGGAACCUCACUGGGGACCUCUCUGAACAUCAGCAAUAUGUGAUCGCUCUCUUCCUCUCCUGCCUCUACACCAUCUUCCUCUUCCCCAUCGGCUUUGUGGGCAACAUCCUCAUCUUGGUGGUGAACAUCAGCUUCCGGGAGAAGAUGACUAUCCCAGACCUGUACUUCAUCAACCUGGCAGCGGCCGACCUCAUCCUGGUGGCCGACUCCCUGAUCGAGGUGUUCAACCUGGACGAGCAGUACUACGAUAUCGCCGUGCUCUGCACCUUCAUGUCCCUCUUCCUGCAGAUCAACAUGUACAGCAGCGUCUUCUUCCUCACCUGGAUGAGCUUCGACAGGUACCUGGCGCUGGCCAAAGCCAUGCGCUGUGGCCUCUUCCGCACCAAGCACCACGCGCGGCUCAGCUGUGGCCUCAUCUGGAUGGCCUCAGUGUCCGCCACGCUGGUGCCCUUCACGGCCGUGCAUCUGCGGCACACCGAGGAGGCCUGCUUCUGCUUUGCCGAUGUCAGGGAGGUGCAGUGGCUGGAGGUCACGCUGGGCUUCAUUGUGCCCUUCGCCAUCAUCGGCCUGUGCUAUUCCCUCAUCGUGCGGGCCCUCAUCCGGGCCCACAGGCAUCGUGGCCUGCGCCCACGCAGGCAGAAAGCCCUGAGGAUGAUCUUCGCAGUGGUCCUUGUCUUCUUCAUCUGCUGGCUGCCGGAGAACGUCUUCAUCAGCGUCCACCUACUGCAGUGGGCGCAGCCAGGGGACACUCCCUGCAAGCAGUCUUUCCGUCAUGCCUACCCCUUGACAGGCCACAUAGUCAACCUGGCAGCCUUCUCCAACAGCUGCCUGAAUCCCCUCAUCUAUAGCUUCCUGGGAGAGACCUUCAGGGACAAGCUCAGGCUGUAUGUGGCGCAGAAGACGAGCCUGCCAGCUCUCAACCGCUUCUGCCAUGCCACGCUCAAGGCAGUCAUACCAGACAGCACGGAGCAGUCAGAUGUCAAGUUCAGCAGUGCUGUAUGAGAGGUACCUCCUAGAGGAAAACGGACAGGGGAGCAGGCGUGCCCAGGAGCUGCACACUCCUAGCACAGGUGGUGGGCGAGCUGAGCCAUGUCAUACUCUAAACCCCAGUGGCUAGGGGGAAAUGUCACAUGGCUGGGUCACCUCUGGGGCUGCUGGGAUUCUUCCUGACUGCCCAGCUCAUGGAUACUGCCAUCCAGAUUCAAGGCAGUGGGCCACAUGACAUUGACCUCUGCCCUCAAAGGGCACCACGAAGGCCUGACGCUUGGUUUUCUUUCCAUACCCUAUGUUUCCAGAAGACAAGUCUGUUGUUGAUUAAGUAACAGCCCAAAGGACAGGCCACCCUAUGGCACUACCAUGGUUAUAUCUUCUGUUACGUGCCUGCUACACGGAAGAGCCUAGAAACAGAGCAUAUGUACCAGACCCAAACUGGCUACGUUCCCUUUGCUUGUGACGUGUGAUUGAUCAUGUACACUCUGUCCAGUGCAGCCAAAGCUAAGGACCCCAGAGCCUUCUUCCUGUCUUCCAGAAGGCUGUGAGGUCAUCCCAGAUGCCACUCCUAACUCCUCAGUGAACAGCAUGUCUGAGCUGAGAAAGGCCCUUUAACAAACCACCUCCCUGCUCUGGGAUGCUCCUCUCACAAAGCUUGUUUACAAAGGUGUUUGCCCUUCUGUGAAGGUGGAAGGAGACCGUGGGUGCUGCUGUGCAGGCUGCUGGGAAUCCCAUCAUAAGACAUUUGUCGGAAGGACUUGACUCCACAGAAAAUAAUACUGGGAACGGUGAGCUGUAAACGGAUCUCAUUAAAAUGUAAAAAGAAAGAACAAGAA
Messenger RNA from Rattus norvegicus (Norway rat), 3154 nucleotides. NCBI's taxonomy places the organism in Eukaryota, Metazoa, Chordata, Mammalia, Rodentia, Muridae. The record is from RefSeq and is a predicted model, not a curated record.